AAUUCAGAGUUGUCUCGAUAUAAAAGUGGGUAUUCAAAAGUUUUAAAAAAAUUGGUUAGAAAUUAUUUUGUACAAGUUUUAAAAUUAGAAAUUUCAUUUUUUAACUAACUUUAUUUCUAAUUUAAACCCAAUUACGAUCGUAACCCAAUUACCGAAUAUAUCACAAACUGGACAUAGACGUGAAUGAUACACAAUUUGGUUUUCGUAAAGGCCUAAAAAAGGCGUGAAGCUCUUUUUUCACUUAAUAUACUGAUACAAAGAUGUCUGGAUGUCAAUCAAGAUAUAUACACAUAUAAAGGCUAGAGCAAAUUUCAACAAAAUGAGAAAAGUGCUAUGUACAAGGAAUUUAAAAUUGGAACUAAGAGUUAGGUUGGCAAGGUGCUAUGUUUUUUCAACUUUGUUUAAUGAAAUGGAAUCUUGGAUGUUGAAUGCGACAUGAAUGAAAAAACUGGAAUUAUUAGAGCUGUGGGUGUAUAGAAGAAUUUUGAAAAUAUCAUGGACAGAACAUAUCACAAACAAAGAGGUUCUGAGAAGGAUGAAAUAAAAAAUAUAAGUUUUAAAUACAAUUAAAACAAGAAAAUUGGAAUAUCUCAGACAUAUUACACGUGGAGAGAAAUACACCUUGCUCUAACUGAUAAUGCAAGAAAAGAGAAGCAUUGGGAGGCGUAGAAUGACACGGCUGCGCAACCUGAGAGAGUGGUAUGGAUGUACAUCAAAUAACUUUUCAGAGCAGUCGUCUCAAAAGUCUGAAUAGCUAUGAUGAUUGCUGACCUCUGCCGCGAAGAUGGCACUUGAAGAAGAAAACGAUCGUGGUACCCCGCAUACUUUUUGAAAACGUAAAAAUGCAUAUUUUGAUAUGCUUUUCUUUUGAACGAAAUUUGAAAACUAUAAGCGGUGGUUAGUGUACAAAAGGUAAUGGUAAUAGUCUUCGGUACUUAUAAAAAAAUAUAAUAUAUAAAAAUAGUUUAAACUUGGUUCACUGGAAUUUUAUUAAACAUAAUAAAAACUAAUUUAUUUUCAAAAAACUAAAGAAAAAUUCAAAAUAAAAUUAAUUGAAAAGUCGAAAAAAUAAAAAUUGUUUAAUUUUAUAAAUCGUAAUUACAAUGCAAAAAUAGUAGCUUUUUUACAUUUUUUUAUUAUAAUCUGUUUCUGCAUUCAGUUACUUUUUAACCAGCUUUAUAAAAUAAGUAUUCGCAUGGAACAGAAGUGGCACAUAAAUACUUUUUGGAUAAUUUAUAUAACCAGAUCCACUCUUUGCCUCUCGCACCUACAAACGGGAGGAUCCUUUUUCGUUUCAAGGUUUGACUCUCCAGAAAACAUUGAAGAACAUUCAGAAAUUGUAUUGAAAUGUAACCAAACAGCACUUCUUUUUGAAAGUCCAUUUUGAUUUUAGAUAAUUUAUUAGAUAACACCAUCACACCAUCUUGGUCUUUACAUUACACUGCUUCUCUUUUCCCCACUCAUUUGAGUGUCCCCUCGCUACAAAAAUUCUCCGGAUCUAGCACAUGUGUCUCUUUUCAUUGAUCAUGGGCAAACAUGUCACUAAUCAUGCAGAUAGCUUGUCCAUAUCAAAAUGUUCUGGAAAAAUCUGGAGGUUCACCAUCAAACACACUCUUACGAUUAAGAAUGAAUUCAGCUUUCUCAAAUUUCACUAUUGCUAAUGACUUAUCAGACCCACCAUAAACAGGAAGACAUUUCCAUUUUGAAUAUUCACGAUUCAUUGAAUUCGAACUUUAAAUACAAACCCACUAAAACCAAAGUAAUUGUUGUUUUAGCUUGAAAUUUUGACAGAUGUCAUUCUUGGAUAACAAAUUUUUAGACAGGGAGCAAUUCAUUCUCAUAUAAUACCAUCUAUUGAAGUCCAGUUUAACAUCGAAUCAAUCUUUUACUAUGAAUUUUGUCAAUUAUCUCAGAAAUUCCAUUAAAAUGCAAACAAAAUGUGAAUAUAUAAAAUACCACUAAGCUUUUAAAAAAAUAUAUUAAUAGGUAAUCAUCCAGUUUUUGAAUACAGUAAAACCUUGAUAUAACAGACUUCAGGUACAAUGGACUUCGGGUACAACAGACCAAAAAUCCGGUCAAAUGUCAAAAAAAAUUAAAAACAUCCUGUUAAUAUUAUAUAUGCUUAAACCAUCCCAUACCAUUGCAGAUCCAAAUUUCCUGAUUUCUGUAGGACAAUACAAAAUAAUGCCAGAGAACAUGUAGCUGACGAACAUGUUUUACAAUGGCUCGAAGUAGGUGACCCUGGGUAUAACUUCAUGAUUGAAAGUAAAAUAGCAGAUGAAGUUAUGAACCCAAAAAAUGAGGAUGAAAGUGAAGAUAGGGAAGACGAAGACAAAACAACACUGCCAACAAUGAAGUUUUCAGAGGUAAGAUCACAUCUCGACGAUCAAACAAUAUUUAUUGAUUUUUCAUCAGAUAUCAAAGUCCAAUUGUAUUCUACGCAUCUUCGUAAUUUUAGAGAGUUGAUCACAAAAAAAAAACAGCAAACUUCGAAAGUUCAAACCAAACUUUAUUCUUUUUUUAAAACAGGAUUACUGAUAGCAAGCACGCUGGUAUGAAAUAGCAACUCCACUUUACAAAGAAUGUCUGAAGACAAAUAAAUAGAAUUUUGUUUGUAUUUUGUAUUUUAAAUAUUUAACAAUUAAUAAAGUGUACAUAUUUUCCAAAAAAAAGGCUUUUGAUUUAUUUUAAACAUAUUUUUAUAUAACUGACUUUCGGCUUUAACUGACACUUCUUCCUCCCAAAUAUUACAUUAUAUCGAGGUUUUACUGUACUUGUAAAAUAAAAAAGUAGUUACAUGGCAUUACCAUUAGAAAGUCAGUUUGAUAAGAAUAACUUUUAAACUAUUAGACCCGGAAAAAAAACUGAAAAAAUCUUAUAAAGCUUUUCUAAGUUCUAGAACUACCAUAAAAAAUGGUUCAAAUAAAAACUGCAAAUCUUAAAAAGUUCUUUAAUUUGUGUUUCUAAAUUAAAACACAUAAACGAUUGACAGAUAAUUGAUAGUUGAUCUGAAUGAUCAACCAAAUAGUUUAUAAGUUAUUCAAUUUGUUUAUCCCAGAGAACCAUUAUUUAAACAACUGUACUUGCCCAAACAGUGACUAUAGAGGUUAUUAGCAUAUCACAAUAUAUUCUUUCUGGCUUCAAUUUUAAUAUAUAUUAAAUAACUGUUUGAAAAACAGCUGACUUUUUAGCUCAUAAACAUGUAUAACUUUGAUAUUUUUUAUCAUGCGCUUGUAAGUGGGCUCACGAAAAUAUAGUGAAAAACCACAAUUUUUUAAUUCACACAUAAUAAAAAUUUCAUUAAAACAUCUACAGCAAGAAUAAAGAAUUACUCAUUAUAAAUAGAUUCAAAAAAGAUUUUAACCUACUUAUAUAUCAGAAAGCAAAAUGCUUAUGAAUACCUGGUGUUGUUCCCUUGGUGGUGAUGGUGCUUAUCCUUUAGAUUUAGAGUUUUAAAUAGGUAUCUCAAAAGAAAGACAAAAAUGCGGGCAGCUUUGUUUGUAUAUUUUAUUGUUAACAACUCAAAAGGCUGAGUUAUCUCGUCUAUCAACCAUAUCAAAGUCUUGAGCCAUUAAUUGAGCUACUGUUUGUACACAGAUCUCAUAAUAUAUCUUGAAAUAAAAAUGAAAUUUGCUAUAAAUUAUACUAUUACUACUAAAAAUAAAGCAGGUUCAUUAAAUUAAUAGGAUCUCAAAAAAGUGAACAUUCACAAUCAUUGCCUAAAAUAGACACCAACUAAUACAUUCAUAAUUGAGAUCAAGGUUCAAAAAGACAUAAUACCUUAGCAAACUUCUAGAAUCAUCAAGUAAUUCAUUCCAUAACUUUGAUCCUGAAAUAAUGUGUUCUAGGGUGGAGUUGAGUAGGCAGUUCAAUGCACCAUAUACAGUAACCUAGUUUUCACUAUUGUAAUAUUCACUCUCCCAAAAAUGUAUUUAAGACUCUCAACAGUUGAAAGUCAAAAUUUCCAAAUAAUACAAUAAGCUAGCUCUGGAUUCUAUCUAUCACAUUUGUUUUUUUUUUUAAGAAAAUUGAAAUAAAAAUAUGGAAUAAAAGGCAUUAAGACAAAUGUCAAAUGUACUAUCAGAUAUACAUUAAUAGACAGCAUAUGGUAUUAAAUGGAAUUAAAUGCUAUAAAUUCCAAUCAGAGAUAGUAUUUUACCAAUUUUCAAGAAGUCUGAAAAAACAGACUGUCAUCUAAUAGAAACUGGAUUACAUUGGAUGUUUUGUAGCACCAUAAAUAUAAGUCAAAAUAUGUUUAAAAUUGUAAAUUUUUAUAUUAUUCAAUCCUUAAAUACACCUCUGUAUGUAAAAACACCCACGCAAAACAUACUACAUAUUACAUAUUAAACAGUCAAUCAAUUCCAGUGACCCUUUUCUAACAUUUCAAGUGGGGUGUGGUACAACUAAUUUUUUCUAGAAACAUCUUAUAAAAAUGAGCAUAACACCAACAUCAAAAACUUACCGUUUUUUUUAUCAAGAAUAAUGUCCACAGUAACUUAUUCACUGGUCUUCACUAAAUAAUAAUUUUCUGGAGCCACAAAAUGGCACCUCCUUGAUAAUCAACCUCCUUAUUAUU
Molecule: messenger RNA, 4576 nt
Organism: Diabrotica balteata
Lineage: Eukaryota; Metazoa; Arthropoda; Insecta; Coleoptera; Chrysomelidae
Source: the annotation of a GenBank genome assembly